Entrophospora sp. SA101 is the source of this 123-nucleotide messenger RNA. The record is from the annotation of a GenBank genome assembly. NCBI's taxonomy places the organism in Eukaryota, Fungi, Glomeromycota, Glomeromycetes, Entrophosporales, Entrophosporaceae.
AUGAGACAUUGUUGCUGGAUUGCUCAGACAGUUUAUUUAAGAUUUGGGGAUUUAAAAAAAAAUGCUAAUGAGCAAAAAUUUAUUUAUUUUAUUGAACAAAAAAAUCUAAACACAUCAAUUUAA